Messenger RNA from Danaus plexippus (monarch butterfly), 4847 nucleotides. It is a transcript of the gene Xpc, whose product is annotated as DNA repair protein complementing XP-C cells homolog. NCBI's taxonomy places the organism in Eukaryota, Metazoa, Arthropoda, Insecta, Lepidoptera, Nymphalidae. Gene Ontology annotation, cellular component: nucleotide-excision repair factor 2 complex; XPC complex; nucleus. Gene Ontology annotation, molecular function: single-stranded DNA binding; damaged DNA binding. Gene Ontology annotation, biological process: mismatch repair; nucleotide-excision repair. The record is from RefSeq and is a predicted model, not a curated record. The transcript has 10 exons. The coding region runs from base 193 to 4008 and encodes 1271 amino acids.
GUUCAGUAAUCUGUCAAUUAACCGUCAAGUUCCAUGCCGCCUAUUAUAACAUUCAAUAAUAAAGAGAUCAUGCGAUUUUGAACAUUGCGUUGUAUAAGAAAUAUUGUGCAAUGGUGAUCAUAUAGCGACUCCUUCGUAGUUAAGUUUUUGAGGUUAAAUCUUAACUCUUCGUUAUAUCUCUUAAGUUUAACAAUGCCAACGACAAGAAAGAAAGUAAUUAAAACCGUAUACAAAGAUGAGGAAGAUAGCAAUGAAGGAGGGGAUUUCAGCGAUUCUGGCUCUGAUGCAGUAAUAACCGAACAGUCCAGUUCUGAAGAGGACGGCGAUGAGAAAUCACAUCAUUCUUCCGACGACGAUUUUAUAAGCAAAAAACCGAAAUCCAAAGGCAGAAAUCAGAAUUCUAAAGUAAGAAAGAAGAAAACUAAAUUUACUAAAACAUUUCUAGAAAGAAUCUCUAAACAAGAAUCUGAUGAACAAGUUGAGGCACCACCAAUUUCUGUCAAAGAUCUAACCGAAGCAGAUAAGCUUUUACCAUCAUUCCUUAAUCUUUCUGAAAGUGACAGCAGUGAUGAUGAACAGCCGAGUACAUCCACAAAGAAGAAUGUCGCCAGUAAUUUCAACACAAACGAAACACAUGAUUCUGAAAAUGAAGGAGAAAAACCAAUGGAAUAUAAAGACGUAUGGUCGAGCAAUACUGUGGAUGCGAGCGAAGAAAUCGCUAGGAAAACAUUCUUAGAAUUAGAAAAGCAUAAAAACAAAAUGGAAGAAGCUAAAAUAACAGUUCAAAAAUACACCACAAAGUUGGAGGAAAAGGAGUCUGAUGUGAAGGAUUUAUUGGCUCUCGGGGAAGAAGAAAUUGCUGAACCUACACAAAGUAAAGUGAAGAAAAGAAAGGUGAAAAAUAAUAGUGACUCGGAAAUGGAGGAUUGGGAAGAAGUAAAUGAGAGUCAUUCUGUAAUACCGCAACAAGGAUUACAGCUGGUAGUUGAUAUUCCGGGAAUGGUUAAGAAAAAAACUAAAAAGCUCGACGUUGAAAUGAUGCUAAAGAGGAAAAUGAACCGUGUGAAGAAACAAUAUCAAGUUUUCAUGCACAAGGUUCAUGUGUUGUGUUGGUUGGGGCACGGUAAUUAUGUCAGCCAGGUCCUAAACGAUCAAGAGGUGUUGGCUGAAGCAUUGUCUUUGGUACCAUCCAAAGAAUGCUAUCCUGGAGAAAGGGUGGAUAUGAAAUACGUCGAACAAAUAACCACAUGGUAUAAAGAUAAAGUGAGUAUACAUCAGGACAAACAUGAGAACAAAUUUAGACCCAAAGCCCCACCGUUAAAGUCUAUUCUUCUGCAACAAAUGAAGAAACGGGUGUUCAGUACGAAAAAAUAUAUGGUUUUCGUCUUUGUUUCCAUGUUGCGUAGUCUAGGACUACAGUGUCGUGUUAUGUUUAAUUUUGUUACAUUGCCUAUAAGGCCACCCGUUUCGGAAUUGUGUUCACUCUCAACCAAAGUGAAGGGCACAGAAGAUGCAAAGAAAAACGACGAGAAAACAAAAUCACCAAGAAAAUCAACUAAGAGUAAAAGCAAGAGAGAUGUUAUUCCACAGUUGGAUGGAAAUUAUGACGUAAUUGAAAGUCAUGAUGGAAAUAUUAUGCAAGUUGAUGGUGGUGAUGAUACAACCACAGCUAGAACGAGAAGACAACGGCUUUCAUUAAGAAAAGUGAAACAAGCAAAUGAUGUUAAGAAACCAGAGGAGGUUAUCAGCCCAACUAAAAUAACAAAAAAGAAUCUCAGUUUGAAAAUAGAAAAUAAGACUGUGGGUGAAACAAAGCGAAGUGUCAAAAAAUCUGAUGAAGCUAAUACUUCAAAGAAAACGGAUACAGAAGAAAAUGGUGUCUCACCUCCUAAAAGACCUAAGAGGAACCCUAGCUUACAUCUCAAAGUACAAAAUGCUAGGAGGUCGAAAAAUAUCAAGAAUGAAACUACUUGUGACGAAAAUACUGAAAGCCAAAAUGAAAUACCUGUCGAUAAAGUUGUUACAGAAGAACCAACGACAAGGACCAAAAGAAACUUGAGAUUGCAAUCAAAAAAUACAAAAACAACAAUACAUGAAACUAAACAGUCAGAAAGUCUUUCUAAUAAAAAAGAUGAUAUAAAAGCCACUAAAAGUAAACGAAAAAUAUUAAGUUUAAAUCUAUCAGUUACCAAAAACGACCAAGAUAACAAAACCAAAAGUACAUCAAAAACGAUAGUUAAUAAAUGCUCUGCAAACAGAAUUACUAGAGCAAACAUUACUUCACUCAACGAAUCAAACGCAAUACUUACUAAGACUUUAUCAAAACAAUCGUCCUUAGAUAAAGUUCCUAAGAUCAUCCUUACAGACAUAAACGAUCAAACUGUAUCGAGUAAAUUCUUUGAGAAGUCGCCCACCAAAAGAACGUCAAGAAAACGAUCACAAACAACAGAACCAAAGAAAUCGCCGAAUGAAAUGUCAAAUGCACGAACGAGAAGUGCACACGCAACAGAAAGCAAGUAUUUUGCUCCUGAAACCGAUAAAAGUCCGGCCAAAAGAUGUAGAACAACUAGAAAAAUUUAUUCUGAUGAUUCAAAAAGAGUAAGUCAUAGAGAUCUCGCGAAAAAGAAUGUCCAAGAUCUCCAAUCUCCAAAGAUCUCCAAACCCAAAAAUGAUGUCACGAAAGAUCUCGUUCACAUUAUCAAGGGAAGGGUAAAGGAGGCCAAAACGGAUGCAAAAAAACGUAUUGUAAAAGGAAAAGAAAAACAUGAAUCUGAUUCUGAUAGCGAUCAUCUGGCCGUUGAAUCUCCAGCUCCCCGUAAAUCUGAGAGCGACGAAGACUUUAAAGUGGAAAAAGUUACACCUAAACAAAAGAAGCCAGUUAAGAAAAUGGACCGACGUGUUAUAUCAGCAGAUGAUGAGAUGCCUUUGAAUAAAAUUAAUGUGUGGUGCGAGAUAUAUGUUGAAGAAUUAGAAGAGUGGGUUCCCGUUGACGUUGUUAGAGGCAUAGUUCAUUCUGCCAAUGAAUUAUAUAGUCGUUCGACACACCCUGUAUCAUACAUUGUUGGUUGGGACAACAAUAAUUACUUAAAAGAUCUGACAAGACGCUACGUGCCAUAUUGGAACACAGUUACACGUAAACUGAGAGUUGAUCCUGGAUGGUGGGAAGAAGCGAUAAAGCCAUGGCUGGGACCAAAAACCGCCAGGGACAGGGAAGAGGAUGAAAGAUUGCACAGAAUGCAACUAGAAGCGCCAUUGCCCAAAGUUAUAUCCGAAUACAAAAACCACCCUCUAUAUGUGUUGAAACGUCAUCUCCUCAAGUUCGAAGCCAUAUAUCCGCCUGAUGCUGAAACCCUUGGCUUCGUUCGCGGGGAGCCCGUUUAUCCGAGGGAUUGUGUUUACAUUUGCAAGUCGAGGGAUGUUUGGAUCAAGGAUGCCAAAGUAGUUAAACUCGGAGAACAGCCAUACAAGAUAGUUAGAGCUCGUCCCAAAUAUAUAAGAGCCACAAACACCUUUAUAACUGAUCGACCUCUGGAAAUCUUUGGGCCAUGGCAGACACAGGAUUAUGAACCUCCGACUGCAGAAAAUGGAAUUGUUCCACGGAAUCCCUAUGGGAAUGUGGAAUUGUUCAAGAAAUGCAUGCUACCGAAAGGCACUGUCCAUAUCAAUUUACCAGGUUUACAACGAGUUGCUAAGAAAUUGAAUAUUGAUUGUGCUCCAGCGUUAACAGGAUUUGACUGCAACGGUGGCUAUGUCCACCCUGUAUAUGAAGGCUUUGUAGUCUGUGAAGAGUUUGAAAAGGUUCUCACGGAAGCUUGGCUUCAGGAUCAAGAAGAGUUGGAACGUAAAGAACAGGAAAAAGUAGAAACCCGAGUGUACGGAAACUGGAAGCGGCUUAUAAGAGGACUUAUCAUAAAAGAACGACUAAAAGCCAAAUAUGGAUUUGCAGAGCCCAGCACAUCUCAGGAUAAAAAGAAGAAAGGCCCAAAACUUGUUGUGAAGAAAAAAUAAUAGCAAUACUGUAUAAGCUUGCCAUAUUUUUAAAUAGUUAUAAUUUGAAAUGCCCUUAAUACUUUCAACAGUACCCGAAGUGAUUUAAUGUUAAGGAUUUCAAGAAUUCCGCCUAUAUUAAUGAAAUAGUCUGUGUCUAAGACAUAACAGACUUAGUUUUAGACGUUUCUUACCUUAGAAUAAGACUUUACAUAUGUACCUGUGGAAUAAUAAUUAUUUUUACGAGGAUAUUACAAUGUGUCACACAAUCAUUUUAAAAUUUCGUUUGUCUCAUUGUUUCAAAUUUUUAAAACCCUUUGUUAUCAUUGUUGCCUUUUUAUGUUGUCUUUUUUUUCUUAAAUAAACAUAUUUUUAAUGAUUUAAUUUUUAUCCUGAGCUAUUACAAAAAAUGGUAUUCGGAAUGUCUUACAGACUAUGAAAGGGCACUCACCAUAAAGUUGCUCAUUUCUCAACUGUAAGUUAAUAGGGUGAAAGGAAAAAGAUUUUUUUUUUGGAUCUUUAUUUAAUAAAACAAUAACAUAAAGACGUCGUAAUGUAAAGUAAUAAGCUGCCUUAAUUUACAGUAAUAUUAUAUAUCAUACUAUAUUAUGUUAUAGCAAAACUUCGAAGCAUAGGUGUUAAAUCUAGCACAGCUUAUUGCUGUAAAAAGAGAAGUGACGAAAGUAUGUACAAAAGUCUUUGUUGUAACUUAAUAGAUAAUAUGUAUAUAUCCACGUCAGAUCUUCCUAUUGAGAUCUGGUCGGUCGAAACGAUUGUAUUAUACAAUCUUAGCCGUGUUUACAGGAUAGUUCGAAUACCUUCAUUAAAAAAUAAGAUACAUAUUGAAGGUCACAUCACAA